GGUAUGGUGUAAUUAGUGUGUUUCUAGUAAAAAUGAUAGCAGUUUGGAAAAUUUUGUUAGUGUUAGGAUGUGCGACAUGUGUAUACUCAGACUGUGUGAUGCUUCACCAUUGCCCGAAGGAUAGUGACCACCUCACAACAAACUGCGCUGAACCUACACCACCCGAAUCAUUGAAGAGCACAGAUCCUGGAUAUGACAAUGCUAUAUCAUCAAUUAUUGAAUUUUGUGGCCAUGUUGAUGAAGUAGCAAAUGUGGCUUUAAAUGGAAGUGGCCUUUGUUGCGACAUAGAGCAAAUAGAAACGAUGGCAGAAGGUUUCAAGAUCGCAUCCAAUGUCUAUUCCAGAUGUGCGACCUGUCUCAAGAAUAUACAGGCACACAUCUGUAUGUUCUCGUGUUCCCCCUUUCAGGACUCGUAUCUUGACAAUGUUGUAAAAGGUAAAGCGGCCGAUGGUAUAUCGGAGUACGUCGUAAAAGUUGAAAUGCAUCUAACCGAAGAAUACGUCAAUGUUACCUUUGACUCCUGCAAAAAUGUCUCCAUACCUUCAACGGGUGACAACAAUUUGCAUUCCACGUGCUAUCCUUACGGUAAAGUCAACUGUAAUCCUGAAAGAUGGUUCCAUUAUAUGGGUCACAGUGGUAUGGGACCAUUGGAUAUGGACUAUAUAAUACAUAGUAUGGACAAUACAACUGUCAUGAAUUAUCCAGCCAAACCGUGCGGUGAAAUCUAUGACGGACUCGCACCUUGCAGUUGUACCGAUUGUUUUACUGCUUGUGCAACAUUUGAUUAUAAGGAGUUGGAAGAUCUUUUUGAAUAUCUGACGUUAUAUCUGAGUCUCGCCUAUACUAUAUUAGCAUUGGUGACAGCAGCGUUCGUGGUAUACUUAUUUAAGGGCAAAGUUAGCGGCAGUAUUCCUAUAGGAGAAAAGUUAAAUGAGUUCUUGGAAAAAUUGUUUACAGACUUUGGAAAAUUUGUAUUUAAUCAUCGUAAAAUAGUGCUAGCGAUUGCGGUUAUAAUAAUUAUCGGAUUAUCCUGUGGUACAUUCUUUAUGAAAAUUACUACCGCCCCUGUCGAAAUUUGGGCUGCUAGUACCAGUAGAAGUCGUCUAGAAAAGGACUAUUUUGAUACCACUUUCAAUCCAUUUUAUAGAACCAAUCAAGUGUUCAUUAAAACGAAAAAUAUCGAACCCUUUAAUUUUAAUAACACAGGAGACAUUAUUACUUUGGGUCCGGCAUUCAACGCCACAUUUUUAAAAGAAGUAUUUAAAUUACAACAAGGAAUAGAAAAUAUAACUUAUGAUUCGGAAAAUGGAUUGGAGAAGAUAUGUUACGCGCCAUUACGAACGCCUUUUACUGAAACUGAAACGAUAAACGAUUGUACUAUUAUGUCUCUUUUGGGAACAUUACAAAACGAUUACGACGCGAUAGAGAAUAACACUGAGGAAAGCAUUUCAAAAAUUUACACUUGUUUACAGUCGCCAUACAGUCUUAGCUGCUUGGCUCCAUAUGGAGGGCCAGUUCUACCCGGUUUGGUCAUGGGAGGAGGAAUCAGUCCCACAUAUCAAGAUGCUUCUGCAGUCAGUUUAACUUUUUUAACUGCGAAUAGUAUAAAUACAGAUGAGUUGGUGAAUACAAUGGAGUGGGAAAAAAGAUUUAUUGAAUACAUGAAAGAAUGGCAAGCAUCAAGAGAAGAAGAUGACAUACUCGAAGUAGCAUUCAGCGCAGAAAGAUCUAUCGAAGAUGAAAUCGACAGAGAAUCAAGAGGAGAAGUGUCAACUGUGGUUAUAAGUUACGUCGUUAUGUUUGUUUACAUUGCCGUGGCAUUAGGAAGAUUUAAUUCCUUUACUAACCUCUUGAAAGAGUCAAAAUUAUCACUUGGUAUUGGAGGAAUAUUCAUCGUGUUGGGAUCCGUUGGUUGUUCUUUGGGUAUCUGUGGCUACAUUAACCUACCGACCACAAUGCUGACAAUAGAAGUAAUACCUUUCUUAGUGCUUGCUGUCGGAGUCGACAAUAUUUUCAUUAUUGUACAAAAUCACCAAAGAACUAAACGCCUUGACAAGCCUCUAGUAGAUAGAAUAGGUGAAACUAUGGGCAAAGUAGGUCCUAGUAUGUUGUUGACUAGUGCCUCUGAAAUAUUUUGUUUCGGGAUCGGUGCGCUUUCCAACAUGCCUGCGGUUCAUACUUUCGCCAUGUACGCAACAAUUGCAGUUCUAUUCAAUUUAGUUUUACAACUUACAGCCUUUGUGGCAUUAUUAGCUCUAGAUGAAAUCAGAUACGAGAGCAACAGGUGGGAUGUGUUUUGUUGCAUACGAAGUGAUAAUACCAAGCCUAGUCCUGAGACUCCCGAAUUAAUAUAUCGUAUCUGGAAUUAUUUAACACCUAAACUUAUGAUAAAAUAUGUGAAAAUUAUUGUUAUUCUGGUGUUUUUCGCAUUGUCAGCGGUCAGUAUAUACGUGUUACCAAGUGUCGAAUUGGGAUUAGAUCAAGAAUUAUCUAUGCCAACAGACAGUCAUGUUUUGACUUAUUUUAAGUUCAUGAAGGAACUGAUGGGGGUUGGACCCCCGGUGUACUGGGUAAUUCGUGGCAACAUUGAUUAUUCGUUAGACGACGUUCAAAAAAAAUUAUGCGGUGGAACUGGAUGUAAUAAUGAUUCCUUAGCUAUCCAAUUAUUUACAGCUUCCUUAGAAUCGGACAAAACAUAUUUAGCGGUUCAAGCUACCUCAUGGGUGGAUGACUUUAAUGACUGGAGUGUGUCUCCAAAUUGUUGCAAAUAUGAUAAGGAUACUGGUGAUUUUUGUCCCCACGGAAACGAGACAUGCGGCGUGUGCGCAUUUGAUAAUAUGGGUAUGACGAAAGAAGAGUACUUUUACAAAUUCAUGCCGUAUUUUCUUAUGGAUAAUCCAAACGACACAUGUGCGAAAGGAGGUCAUGCUGCCUAUUACGGGGGAGUUACAUAUACAAAUGACGAUAACGGGACGACGAAGAUCAUUGCUACCAAUUUUAUGUCAUACCACACAAUCCUAAAAAAUUCGGCGGACUACAUAAAUGCGCUGAGAUAUGCCAGAAAUAUGGCUGACGAAUUGACUAAAGCUAUUAAUAUUGAGGGGGUCGAAGUUUUCCCUUACAGUGUGUUUUACGUGUUCUACGAACAAUAUUUAGAUAUAUGGCAUGAUGCAUUCACGUCACUUGCAUAUUCUUUAUUGGUAGUAACUCUGGUGUCAUUUAUUUUGACCGGAUUUGAUAUUUUUUCGUCCCUCGUUAUUUUAUUAAUUGUUCUUAUGAUAUUGUUAAACAUGUUUGGGUUAAUGUACUUCUGGAAAAUUACUUUAAAUGCAGUUUCCCUAGUUAAUUUAAUAAUGAGCGUUGGAAUUGCAGUAGAAUUUUGUGGACAUAUAGUACACUGCUUCUCAAAAUCAGACGGGAAAACAGAUGAGGAGAAAGCUAUUGAUGCUUCAAUAAAUAUGGGAAGCUCUGUUUUCUCUGGUAUCACACUGACUAAAUUUUCCGGAAUAGUCGUGUUAGCAUUUGCAAAAUCUCAAAUAUUCAGAAUAUUUUUCUUCAGAAUGUAUCUUGGAAUGGUAAUCAUAGGAGCACUUCAUGGUUUAAUAUUUUUACCAGUUCUGCUUAGUUUGGGAGGUUCAAUAAAAUACCCAAGGAAGAAAAAUAACUGACAUUUACGACUCAUAAUUUUUAAUUUACCAAUGAAUAUUUGUAUUAAUUAUAAGUUAAUUAAAUUUAGUAAUAAAAUAUUUUUAUUAAAACAUGUUUAUUAAAAAUGUU
This is a messenger RNA of Aethina tumida (small hive beetle), 3777 nucleotides long. RefSeq names its product NPC intracellular cholesterol transporter 1 homolog 1b-like. Bases 33 to 3668 code for a protein of 1211 amino acids. Lineage: Eukaryota; Metazoa; Arthropoda; Insecta; Coleoptera; Nitidulidae. The record is from RefSeq and is a predicted model, not a curated record. The transcript is spliced from 20 exons. Gene Ontology annotation, cellular component: membrane.